UUCCUGAACGCAGCAUCAUCAUCUUUCUUCAUCGUCUGCGGAGCAGCGCCAUUGUGUCUUCUUUAUUUCCCUGGUGAGCGUUACUAAAUUACCACUGCGCCUUCAUGGACGUGGAUCAGGAUCAGGAACAGGACCAGGUGCGCGUGGAGCUGCAACCUGCGGCGAACAAAGACGUCCCGCCGGGCCAAGCUGAGCAUCAGCACCAGCAGGCUGCAGAUGCUGAUGCGACGGAGGCCGAUGUGAGCGAGGUGGCUCUGGACCAGGAGGACCCUGGGGACCAGGAGGACCCGGCGGAACAGGAGGACCCGGCGGACCAGGAGGACCAGGAGAAACAACCCAUGACCACAGGAGGAGAUGCUGCUGAAACCGGCGAGGCUGUGGCCCCUGAGGGGGAGAAGAACGGCUUCGUGAAGGUGAAGAUGGAGGAGGAAGAGGAGAAGUUCACCGGUCUCAACAAGGAGGAGCUGCUGCGAGUGGCGGGAACACCUGGGUGGGUGCGCACACGCUGGGCGCUGCUGGUCCUGUUCUGGCUGGGCUGGUUCGGCAUGCUGGGCGGGGCGGUGCUCAUCAUCCUGCAGGCGCCGCGCUGCCGGGACUUGCCCACCACCUACUGGUGGAACCAGGGACCCCUCUACCAGGUGGCACGGGUGCAGUCCUUCACGGACGCCGGCAACUUCCAAGGCGUGCUCAGCAAGGUGGACGCCCUGUCUCGGCUCGGGGUCAAGAGUCUGGUGAUCGGCCCCGUGCAUGUGGCACCGCCGGACGACGCCAUGGGUCUGAGAUUUGAGGAGAUCUCGCCCGACGCCGGCAGCUUAGAGCAGCUAAAGGAGCUGUUGCGCGCCACGCACAGGAAGGGCAUGAUGGUGGUUCUGGACCUGACACCAAACUACCAAGGAUCUACUGGCGCCUGGUUCUUCAACGGCACUGUGACUGUGGUCGCCGAGAAGCUGAAGUCUGCACUGGUGUUCUGGUUCGACCAAGGCGUGGACGGCGUGCAGCUGUCUGAGGUGGAGCGUGUGGCCGCCAUGGUUCCAUCCUUGUGGGCUGACAUCCGGGCCAUCGUCCAAAACGGGACCAACGAGCGUCCCACUAAGAGAGUUCUGAUUGGCGUGACUGAACGCCACUCGGCCCUCGACGUGUCCGACCUGCUGUCCUCCACAGGGGUGGACCUGCUGACGUCCAGGCUCCUCCUACCCUCGGACCCUGCCGAGUACGCCCAGUCCAUUUGGAGCUUAUACUCCGCCCAUGCUCAGAGCCGGCUGGCGUGGAAUGUGGGGGGGUGGGGCCAAGGGCAUAUGGCCUCACUGGUGGGCCCGGCACUGCUCCGACUGUACCAGGUCCUCUUGUUCACGCUGCCCGGCACACCUGUGUUCAACUAUGGUGAUGAGAUCGGCCUGACAGACCAGGACUCAACGUUUCCCAGAAUGCUUUGGGACUCAGACGAAGAACUUAACGGGACCCUGCAGGAGGAGCGAGAGCGCCGUACGUCUAGUCGCAGUUUCUUCCGCCGCCUGAGCGAGCUGCGUGUGAAAGAGCGCUCCCUGCUGGUGGGAGACUUGGUGCCGCUCUUCAACUCCUCGUCCUCGCUGGCAUACAUGCGCGUAUGGGACCAGAGCGUACGUUACCUAGUCGCCAUCAACUGGGCCGAGCAGGAGGCGGAGUUGGAGUUGAACCACCAGGCCCUGCCCCCGCAGACCAUGGCCGACGUGGUCCUCGCCACCAACGCGACGGCCGUUGACCGUGUGAACCCGGCCAGGCUGCGUGUGGGCGCCAGGGAGGCGCUGCUCCUCAAAUUUCCCUACGCUGGCUAGAACCAUUGUUGUCAUUGUUAGCGUGUUAGCGGUGUCAAAGUAACGGGAAAUAAACAUGUCCGCUGA
Nerophis ophidion (straightnose pipefish) is the source of this 1877-nucleotide messenger RNA. Its product is annotated as amino acid transporter heavy chain SLC3A2-like. The record is from RefSeq and is a predicted model, not a curated record. Gene Ontology annotation, biological process: amino acid transport; carbohydrate metabolic process. Lineage: Eukaryota; Metazoa; Chordata; Actinopteri; Syngnathiformes; Syngnathidae. The transcript is spliced from 8 exons. Bases 105 to 1811 code for a protein of 568 amino acids.